Molecule: messenger RNA, 659 nt
Organism: Arabidopsis arenosa
Lineage: Eukaryota; Viridiplantae; Streptophyta; Magnoliopsida; Brassicales; Brassicaceae
Source: the annotation of a GenBank genome assembly
CGUACUAAGGAACUCCAUCAGAGAGACUCAAAACCCAAAGCCUUCUCCCCAAGUGUUGAGGAAAAAGCUCCGAUAAUGGCGUGGAUGCGACUGAUACAGAGCGCGAGAUCUGUUUUAAGAGCCGAACCAACGCCGUCGACUCUUAACUUCCUUAGAUACUAUUCCAAAUCCGCCGCUCCUUAUCCCGUGAAAGUUGGAAUUCCUGAGUUUUUGAGUGGGAUUGGUGGAGGAGUUGAGACUCAUAUUGCUAAACUUGAAACCGAGUUAGGCGAUCUUCCGAAGCUGCUCGUGACUCGUACGCUUAGACUCAAGAAGUUCGGUAUCCCUUGCAAACAUAGGAAAUUGAUACUGAAAUAUAGCCACAAAUACAGGCUAGGUCUAUGGAAACCUAGAGCUGAUGCUAUAAAGGCGUGAUUGGUUCCUGUACUCAUUGAAUCGUGAGUUCCUCUCAUACUUUGUUAUGCUAGUGGAAUAAUGAGUUGUUCUCAGAAUGAUCUAGGCAUAGAAAUGUUGCGAAUUACUUGAAACACCGUACCAAUUUCUCUGCAUUCAUGUACUUGUUUUCUCUGUGAUUCAAAUCCAGGAGCAGUAAUUUUUGAAGUGUUGAAUGUAUCUGUCUUGUGGGAAUCCGUAAGGCAUAAUAACUUCUCUCCACUGCU